CCAUCAUGUCCCGCCAGCCACUCAUCGGCGAUGAACCUGGAGUCAACAUUCGCCUCUCUGGCUCGGGCGAGAACCUCAUUCUUCGCCCAUACAACUACGGCCGAGGCGUAGAUGCGAACUCCUUUCGUGCUCUCCCUCCCGAUCGCUUCGUGACGGCGGUCCCUCGCAUACAUCACAAGAAGGUGCCAUUCGAGAGAUACAGCACCUGGUGCACGGACUGGUGCACACCUUCCGCACUUGUCUUCUAUGCAGAAACAUUCCCAUCCGACCGGUCUGCCAUGCGCCUCCGCUUCGCGAUCAAGGUUGCCCUCCAGACCCAUAUCAACAACAGCUGGGGCAGUAGACAUCUCGGGAGCCUGCUUUACGAAGCCAUGUUUUACAAAGAGCAUCUCAACGAGCUGCAAGGACGCGCGGUGCCGAAGCACUACGGGAUCUGGGUCGGUAAGACAUCGUGGGGUGGGACUAUUGUGUGCGCGAUCCUGGAGUGGGCGGGGCUACCAUACAGCAUUGACGAAUUUGACAAGAACCUCGAACGGAAGGAUAGACGAGUGAAGGUGAUGGCGGUGUUGACGGCACUGCACAGGGCCGGGUUCCAGCACAACGCCGUGGGCGAGAGCAGUGGGCACAUCCUGUUCGACGAAUCUCGCGAGAAGGCCUUCGUUGUCGACUUCAAACACGCUCAAGAACAUCACUGCCGCCUGAACAUGAAGUUGAAGCCCUACCGCACUCCACCCGCGCCACACAUCCUCGGUUGCGAGGAGCUAUAUGAGCUCGGGCGCACCAUACAAUUCUUCGGCAUUGGUCCCUCGUUUGGGCCGGGAGCGGAUCCCGAGGUCCAGAGGGCGAAUCAGGAUGCGUACUACAAGCAGAAGCAGCUGCAGGAGGCUCGAGCACGCUUAGACGCGUACCUUGAGCAGCAUGGUAGAUCUGUCCCCGGGGUUCCUCCUAAGCGACGCUCUCAGGCCAUCGAGGUGAAUACUGCUCAUGUACGUGGGUGAGCGUAGGAAGCUUGACCUAUAUUUCUUUUCGACUGUUACCAUAUACCCUCUGAGCCAGCGCCGCGAGGGCGGGAGUGCCGC
Messenger RNA from Schizophyllum commune H4-8, 1079 nucleotides. RefSeq lists its product as uncharacterized. The transcript is spliced from 3 exons. Bases 6 to 998 code for a protein of 330 amino acids. NCBI's taxonomy places the organism in Eukaryota, Fungi, Basidiomycota, Agaricomycetes, Agaricales, Schizophyllaceae. The record is from RefSeq and is a predicted model, not a curated record.